Molecule: messenger RNA, 2853 nt
Organism: Aphis gossypii (cotton aphid)
Lineage: Eukaryota; Metazoa; Arthropoda; Insecta; Hemiptera; Aphididae
Gene: Past1
Product: EH domain-containing protein 1
Exons: 6
Coding region: 328-1968 (546 amino acids)
Biological process (GO): endosomal transport; endocytosis
Cellular component (GO): plasma membrane; cytoplasm
Molecular function (GO): protein binding; calcium ion binding; GTP binding
Source: RefSeq, a predicted model, not a curated record
AUUAUGCACUAUGCAGUGUAAACCGCGAACCAAGUCAGUGUGGGCCGUUUGAGUACGUUAGUCGUUAUAGUUACGAUUUCUUUUUCUUUUUUUAUCUCCGCCGCAGUAUUAUCUAUCACCGUUCUUAUACAAACACAACACAAUCUUGCAGGUUCAUUAAUCGUUUGACAUUUAGUAUUCAGUAUUCGUCUCGCUUGUUAUCAUGUCUCUUGUGCGCGGGUGACACGACGGUGUAUAAUAAUUAAUAUUGUGUGUCGGUGUCGGUGCUUACGUACGUGCGAGUGUGUGUUUUGAAUACCUAUUUUCGUUUAUGCGAAUCGACCGAUCAUGCUGGGCUGGCUAAGGAAAGAUGAUAACAAAAAGAUCGAGACGUACGAGUCCGUCCUGGACGGGCUACGGGAGAAGUAUAAGUCCAAACUGUUGCCCCUGGAACUGGCGUAUCAGUUUCACGAUUUCCACUCUCCGCAGCUGGACGAUCCCGAUUUUGACGCCAAGCCAAUGAUACUGCUAGUCGGCCAAUACUCUACGGGAAAGACUACGUUCAUCAAACACCUUCUAGAAUCCGAUUUUCCGGGCAUUCGUAUUGGGCCCGAACCCACCACCGACCGUUUUAUAGCUGUCAUGUACGAUGACAACGAAUCAAUUAUUCCAGGCAACGCGUUGGUAGUAGAUCCUAAACGACAAUUCAGACCUCUGUCAAAAUUUGGCAACGCAUUCCUCAAUCGGUUUCAGUGUUCUUUAGUCAAUUCACCCGUCCUAAAAGGUAUCUCAAUAGUUGAUACGCCUGGUAUUUUAUCAGGAGAAAAACAGAGAGUAGACAGAGGUUAUGACUUCACCGGUGUAUUAGAAUGGUUUGCUGAGCACGUGGAUAGAAUUAUUUUGCUGUUUGAUGCUCAUAAAUUAGAUAUAUCGGAUGAAUUCCGUAGAUCAAUUGAAGCACUAAGAGGUCAUGACGAUAAAAUUAGAAUUAUUUUGAAUAAAGCUGAUAUGAUUGAUCACCAACAACUGAUGCGUGUUUACGGAGCACUGAUGUGGUCCUUAGGAAAAGUUCUACAAACUCCUGAAGUUGCCAGAGUUUAUAUUGGAUCAUUCUGGGACAAACCAUUACGAUAUGAUGGCAAUAGGAGAUUAUUUGAAGACGAAGAACAAGACUUAUUCAAGGACCUGCAGUCUUUACCGGGAAAUGCGGCGUUAAGGAAACUAAACGACUUGAUAAAACGUGCAAGAUUAGCCAAAGUUCACGCUUAUAUAAUCAGUGCAUUACAUAAAGAAAUGCCAGCUCUUUUUAGAAGAGAAGGUAGGAAAAAAGAAUUGAUCAAAAACCUUGGCACUAUUUACCAAAAUAUUCAGAAAGAACAACAGAUUUCGCCAGGAGAUUUUCCCGAUCUAAAAAAAAUGCAGGAGGUACUGGUGAAUUUAGAUUUUAGUAAAUUCCAAAGUCUUAAGCCACAUCUGUUAGAAGAGGUCGAUAAAAUGCUUGCCAACGACAUUGCCAAGUUGAUGGCUAUGAUUCCUUUGCAGGACAUGCAAAAUCGUAAGAUGAACAACGGAGAAGCCGAACAACAGCAGCAACAGCAGGCGGUGGUCAAAGGCGGUGCGUUCGUGAGUGUUCAGGAUACAGCAAGUCCGUUUGGUUAUAAGAGAGGAGAAGGUAUUGACGCUGGUAAGGGUGAAACCGGUUGGGUAGUGGCCAAGGAACGGCAGAAAUACGAUGCGGUGUUCAAUACGCUGGAAAAGUCCGACGGAAAACUGUCGGGAGCAGUGGCCAAAGCCGAAAUGGUCAAAUCGAAAUUGCCCAACUCUGUGCUGGGCAAAAUAUGGAAGUUGUCGGACAUCGACCACGAUGGUUUCCUGGACAUAGACGAGUUCGCGUUGGCAAUGCAUUUGAUACAAGUGAAGCUGGGCGGACACGAUUUGCCAGUCGAAAUACCCGAUCACUUAGUUCCUCCCUCAAAACGGGACGUUUAGCGAUAGACGAAAAAAAAACAGGAAUCCUAUAUUAUGUAUAUUAUGUAGACACAACACCAACAUGAGAGUGUACAAUUAUAAUAUUAUAUAAUAAUAUAUACAAUGCGAUUUUUGUGUAUAUUAUAUAUUGUGGAUAAAUCGUGUACGUUAAUUUAUUUAUAUAUUUUUAUAGUCAAUCGAACGAAAUAUGUAGCACAAAAUACCCCCCCCCCCCCCUUAAGUCCGGCCACUCAAAUUCUGUCGCUUGCAUUGAGUUUAAACGAAUUCAUAAUACACACGUUAUUAUCGCCGAACGGCAACUGAAAUUAUUCGAUAUAAUACAUAAUUUAGGCAAUGUUUUUAUAUUAUAAUAUAUUAUAUACUAUACUAUACUAUACUUUACGGUAUGAUGAAAAAGUGAUGUUUUUUUGUUGUUUUUGCGGCAUUUAAUUUUUGUAUCAUUAUCGCAACGAUCAUGUGAUAUUUAUUAUUUAUUAUUAUAUAUUAUAUACUUAAAAUGAGAAGAAAACGUCAAUUUUGUUCAAUCAUUGAUAAAUCAUACGCUGUUCUAACGUAGAUUAUACGAUGUAAAUUAAAUUUUUAUUUUGUAUUACUCGACAAACUUAUUAUCGUCCAAAGUGUUUUUGCCCAAACAACAUAUUAUAUACGCGGUUUCAGCAGUGACCAAUAAUAAUAUUAUAUAAUAUGAAUUUUUUUUGUAUACAUAUUAUAUAUUGUAACAAGUAAACUACCACUAUAUACCUAGUUAAAUUAUAUUUUUAUUGUAUUUGAUAAAUAUAUUUAUGUAAUUUAUCUUAAAGAAAUGUAUUUAUAUUUCUUGUUACACAUGUUUUUGAAUUUGAUUAUAUAUUUUUGAAAUUAAAUGCUUUAUUUAUUAAAAUAAUA